Molecule: messenger RNA, 3817 nt
Organism: Xiphias gladius (swordfish)
Lineage: Eukaryota; Metazoa; Chordata; Actinopteri; Istiophoriformes; Xiphiidae
Gene: hook1
Product: hook microtubule-tethering protein 1
Exons: 22
Coding region: 175-2346 (723 amino acids)
Biological process (GO): cytoplasmic microtubule organization; cytoskeleton-dependent intracellular transport
Cellular component (GO): cytoplasm; centrosome
Molecular function (GO): microtubule binding; dynein light intermediate chain binding
Source: RefSeq, a predicted model, not a curated record
AGCUGCCGCAUUCGCGUACUUGUUACGUUGUUUUUGUGGCGGAAAGGCCGCCCCGACUCUCCUCUAUACGCAUUUGUCGUUAGAGAGCUACCCCUUGGCAGCAGGUGAGGUCAAAUGCAGAGGAAAGGAGCGGAAGAGCUUUGCUGACAGGUGGAUUUAAAUAUUUUCGCUAAAAUGGAACAAAUGGGCUUUAACAAAACGGCGCUGGUCGAGAGCCUCAUAGUAUGGCUGCAGACCUUUAACACUCCUGCACCCUGCAGAACAGUGGAGGAGCUGACCACUGGAGCGGCAAUAUCACAGGCACUGCAUCAGAUAGACCCAGCAUGGUUCACCGAUGGAUGGCUCGGUCGUAUCAAAACAGAUGUUGAGGACAACUGGAGACUGAAGAUGAACAACCUGAAGAAGAUCCUUCAGAUGGUGGUUGAUUAUUAUAAUGAGGUCUUAGUCCAGGAGAUCUCAGACUUCCCCUUUCCAGAUCUGGCCAAGAUGACAGAGCAUUCAGACCCUGUGGAGCUGGGGAGGCUUCUGCAGCUCAUACUGGGCUGUGCUGUCAGAUGUGAGCGUAAGCAAGAAUACAUUCAGAUCAUCAUGACUCUGGAGGAGUCUGUGCAGCACGUUGUCAUGACAGCCAUCCAGGAGCUCAUGAGUAAAGAGAGCAUGGCCCCAUUUGGAGCAGAGCUGUCAGGGGACUUGGAACAGCAGUUAAAAAAAGCCCUCGAGGACCUCGCUGAACUUUUAGCCGAGAAGGAAGCAUUAGCCCAACGCUGUCAAGAGCUGGACAUACAGGUGACUGUUCUGCAAGAGGAACGAAACAGCUUAUUGGCUGAGAAUGAUGUCCUAACUGACCGGACCAACCAGCUCGACACAUUCGACGACCCCAGCACACCCUCAGGAAGAAAACACAGCCAGUUACAGCAACAGCUGGAGACACUGCAGGAGGAAAACUUCAGGCUGGAGGCCGCUAAAGAUGAUUACCGGAUCCACUGUGAAGAGUUGGAGAAGCAGCUGAUUGAGGUUCAGCACCGUAACGACGAGCUCACCAGCCUCGCCGAAGAAUCUCGAGCUCUCAAAGAUGAAUUGGACGUUCUGAGGAACUGCUCGGAUCGAGUGGUGAUGCUGGAGGCCUCGGUGGAAACGUACAAGCGUAAGCUGGAGAAUCUGGGCGAUCUGAAGAGGCAGAUGAAGCUGCUGGAGGACAAUAACAUGACCUACAUGCACAACACUGUCAGCUUGGAGGAGGAGCUACGCAAAGCCAACGCUGCUCGUGCACAGCUCGAGACAUACAAGAGACAGGUCCAGGAGCUACACAAGAAGUUGUCUGAGGAGACGAGGCGAGCAGACACCCUGGCCUUUGAGAUGAAGAAGUUGGAGGAGAAGCACGAAACUGUGAUGAAGGAGAAAGAGAGGAUCAUCAUUGAAAGAGAUUCUCUUAAGGAGAUCAACGAGGAGCUGCGAUGCACUCAGGCUCAACAGCACCAGCUGUCCCAAGCAGGUAUCUCUCUAGGGAUGCUUCCUUCCAGCAGUCCCAGCCAUGAUAACCUGGCAGCUGAAUUAAUACCCAUUGAGUAUAGAGAAAGGUUCAUCAGGCUGCAGCAUGAGAACAAGAUGCUGAGAGUGCAGCAGGAGGAAUAUGAGCGGGAGAAGAUCGCUGCUCUGCAGGCUCAGCUGGAGGAAGCACAUAAGACACGCAGUGAACUGGACACUGAGAACAGAUUGAGCCGAGAGCGGAUCAGUGAGUUGCAGCAGCAGGUGGAGGACCUCCAGAAGGCUCUGCAGAGUCAGGCAGCCAAGCCCGAUGAUUCAAACCUGAAGCGGAAACUUGAUGCGCACAUGGUCCAGCUGAACGAGGCUCAGGAUGAAAUCAUGAAGAAGAAAGAGUUGCUGGAAGACCUUCAACCCGACAACACUCAGACCUCCUUGAAGGUGGAUGAGCUGAUGGCUGCUUUGAAGAAGAAGGAUGAUGACAUGCGGGCCAUGGAAGAGAGGUACAAAAUGUACCUGGAGAAAGCUCGCAAUGUGAUCCGAGCACUGGACCCGAAAUUGAAUCCAGCCACAGCUGAGAUCCAGGCUCUGAGGAACCAGUUGGCAGACCGGGACAAGCAGAUUCUCAACCUGGAACGUCAAUGUGAGCAGGCCAGGCUGAGGGAAUAUGAGGAGAAGCUGAUUGUCACAGCAUGGUAUAACAAGAGUCUGAACUUUCAGAAGUUGGCCAUUGAAUCACGCCUCGGUGGCCGCACCUCCUCCAUGCUGUCCCCCGGCCAGUCCUUCUUAUCCCAGCAGCGGCAAGUCUCAAACGCGCCACGGCGGGCACUUUCCAUCAACGUGCCUGCCACUACUUCCAAAUAGACCUCAUCAAGCAGCCAAACAUCUCAUCUUUAUUCAGUGAAGGGAAAAAUACCCUCCCUCCCACAAGUGAGCCCUCAAGUGACCUUAAACACAUCUGCUCUCAGCGCUCGGGGAGGGGGUCACAAAUGGGCUGAUUGGGAUCGAUGAAAACUUACUUAUCUAACACAACCUUGUGAGUAACUGGCCUGCAGCUAUAGCUUAAUGUCCCACAACACACUGGCUACAAACUGGCCUUGUAUAGAGCAUUAACCCACAACCCGUAGUAGCGCGCACUGUCCCUACCAUAGACUUAAAGUAUACUACAUACUGCUCUGGGUUUUUUGCUUUGCCGACCGCACACUCAGCUUAACACUUGCUAUAAUCGGUUUAGCUUUCACCCUCUUAUAUCCUGUCAAGCUUGGUCAGGAAUGAGAGAAAUGUACAUGAGCGCUUAACCAUUUUAUUCAGAAUUGGAGACUGUACAAUAUAUGAAUGUAAUUUUUAAAAAGGGUUACUUGAAUGCCAAUGCCAACUAAAUGUAACUUCAGAUGAUUGUUGGAUGUAUGUACAACUGAACCGUCAUACUAUGCAGUGAAGGGGAUACUAAUGUUGUCAUCCAGCAGACUGAUGAAAAGACAAAUAUGCAUUAGAUGUCUUUAAGAAAGUGAUUGCUAUAUUUGGUGCUGGCCACCAACUGCUUUUAAGCAUCAAACAUCAGCCAGUUACUUUUUUUUUUUUUUCUUAUUGAAAUGGAACAAGCCCAUCAUGUAAAGCUAUGAAAAUCCUAUAAGUCAUAUUAAGUGAUCAACCUCUGAGGUGCUGCAACAACAACUCUUACAAAAUAAAUCCUGGCCUAGUGUGUUUCUCAUGUAUUUAAACUCCAAAAGUGUGAUCUGACUUCCUUGCUGGCAGCAUGCUCUAAAUAAAAACUGGCAGGUCUUUCUAUUCACUGAAUAUGUUGAAUCCUAUUUAGUGGUAAGUAAUCAAGAUUAUAAUCUAUGAAGUUUUACAGAUGUAAUGUAAACGAUGAUGAUGAUGAUGAUGAUGAUGAUUUUAACACCAGCGUUUGAUCCAAAUGUUGGGACCAGGCUCAGCAAUCAAUCAAUACCUGCAAAUUGUAACUUGAGAAAUUUGAUUGUAGUUGGUAUUGUAUUUAAUCAUGGACAUGUUUUCAGGCUGAUUAUUUCAGAGUGAAGAGUGCUGUAGAGAAGCAGUUGUUCUCUUUCAUAUUGUGGGUAGUUGGCUGUCUGAUCUUAUGAAGUCUUAAGUUAAACUGCACUAGUUUCAUAACACAGAAUGGCUGUUGAUUGCUUUUGUUACUCUGUAUGUUUACCAUUUGUGAUCGAUGGAUGUGUGUUAAAGCGCUUUUAUUUUCCUUUGCAGUUGAUGAUUCUUGUAGAUUACUGAUUUAAAAGCAGUGUCAUUUAUAUAAAAAUAAGAACAAUCAAACGUAGCGCAGCACAGAAACUACAUAUGUGGUGUCAUAUGUUUG